AUGGAUAGAGCCAAAGAAGCUAUUGAAAAGGGUUUUAAUGGCAAUCGGAAGCAAUAUGAGAAAGUAGGCCAUGUUUUGAACCCGAGAAUAUUUUACACUAAUUAUCAAAAUAAGACUUUAUCAGGAGAAGUGUGGGAUGGUUAUCUUGAUUGUGUUGCUAAGAUGGUCCCUGAUGUACAAACACAAGAUGCACCAGUCAAAGAGCUUCAUAUAUACAAAUAUGCAAUUGGCAGUUUUGCUGAAUGGUGGUCGGUAUUUGGUAAUCAUACUCCAAACUUGCAACAGUUUGCCAUAAAAAUUCAUACCAAAAAGAGGAAUAGGCUUGAACUAUCACGUCUCAAUAAUCUACUGUACAUUAAGUACAAUAGAACGUUGAAGCGUCAUUACGAUGUUGGCGAUACCAUUGAUCCAAUUCAGUUGGAUAAUAUUGAUGAAGCAAAUGAAUGGUUAAUUGGAUGCCCCGAAAAUGAAAAAGAGCAACUAGUAUAUGAGGGAUGUGAUCUUGAUUGGGGUACUGUUUAUAGGGUGUCUGGAGUUGAGGAGAAUAUCUAUGGUCUUAGGGGGGUUUCUUCAAGUUCAAGGUCACAUAACAAGGGCAAAGGACUAUCUACUACGACAAGUUUAAGUCGGUCUCGGUGCUUAAUUGAUGAAAACUCUGAGCCCGAGGAGGAAGAAGAUGAGGAGCAAUAUACUAUUGAGAAUUUUGGAUAUCAAGAAUUUGCAAAUCUUGAAGAUCUUGAAUUUGAAUAG
Lycium barbarum (goji berry) is the source of this 750-nucleotide messenger RNA. RefSeq lists its product as uncharacterized. The coding region runs from base 1 to 750 and encodes 249 amino acids. Lineage: Eukaryota; Viridiplantae; Streptophyta; Magnoliopsida; Solanales; Solanaceae. The transcript is spliced from 3 exons. The record is from RefSeq and is a predicted model, not a curated record.